AUGUCCGGUGAGACUUGCGGGGAUGUCAAAGAGCUUAGGCGAAAAGUAAAGGGCUUUUGGCGUGGGCUGGUACGUUCAAUUGAGCCGGAUACUAUCAGGGACGUGAUCGAAGACCCCAAAAUGCCGGGAGCGUCUCGCCUUUAUGUUCCAACCGGUGAUAGCCAGGCGCAAGAGCUUGACAAUGUUGUAAACGUCGAAGUUUUGCCUAAAUUAGAUCAACUAACACCCGAUUUCGUCUUCAGUCUAAACAAAAAACCAGGCUUACUCGCGCUGGCCACCGAAAAUGGCAAGCCGUUGCCGUAUAUUGUGCCGGGGGGUCGGUUUAAUGAGUUUUAUGGAUGGGACAGCUAUUUUAUUGGCCUUGGUCUGCUUGCUGAUGGAUUUGUGGACGAAGCAAGGGCCAUUGUAACCCAUUUCGUGUACGAGAUUGAGCACUAUGGCAAAAUCUUGAACGCCAACCGCAGCUACUACCUCAAUCGAUCUCAGCCUCCAUUUUUGACUGACUUGGCGAGAAAAGUGUACGAUAAAACGCAAGACAAGGGUUUUUUGAUAAUCGUAUUGAAGGCAGCCGUGGAAGAGUAUGAGUCUGUGUGGAAUUCACCACCAAGACUUGACAAAACUGGGCUGUCGAGGUACCGUCCGGACGGCCACGGGAUUCCGCCAGAAACCGAACCUGGACACUUUAAUUGGGCACUUGAGGGCUUUGCCAAAAAGUACAACAAGUCAAUUGAGGAGUUUAUUGAGUUGUACAACACCAAGGCCAUCUCAGAGCCGCAACUGGACGAGUUUUUGCUACAUGACCGAGCGAUGCGAGAGUCGGGCCACGAUACGAGUUCGCGGUUCGAAAAUGUUGUAGCCGAUCUCGCCACAAUCGACCUGAAUGCCCUUCUAUACAAAUACGAACGAGAUAUUUUGGAAUUUGCCUCUUUGAUAGGCGAAGAUCCAAAGAAAUGGCAUAGCCGAAGUGAAGCUCGUAAAGCAGCCGUGGACAAGUAUUUGUGGAGCGAAACAGAGCAAAUAUACUACGAUUACAAUACAAAAACCAACGAACCUCACAGGUUUGCCAGUGUAACAACAUUUUGGGCAAUGUGGAGUGGGUUGGCAUCUCCUGAACAAGCCAGACAGAUGGUGGCUAGCAGUUUGCCGCUGUUUGAGCAGCCAGGAGGGCUGUGCGUGGCUGCCAAGGCACCCAAGUCUGCUAAACAGUGGGACUUUCCUUGUGGUUGGGCACCACAUCAAAUUCUGGCAUGGCAAGGUCUCCGCCAGUAUGGGUUUGUGAACGAUGCCGAGCGCCUGGAGACGAAGUGGGCAGCAAUGGUUGCAACUACGUGGCAGCGCACAGGAAAAGUGCUUGAGAAAUACAACGUGUGUGAUAUUGACCAUGCCGAAGACGUCUCGGCAGAAUACGGCAACCAAGGAAGCCAAGAGAAUGGGUUUGGCUGGACAAAUGCAUCUAUAGCUUUGGCAGUUUAG
Molecule: messenger RNA, 1473 nt
Organism: Wickerhamiella sorbophila
Lineage: Eukaryota; Fungi; Ascomycota; Dipodascomycetes; Dipodascales; Trichomonascaceae
Product: Neutral trehalase
Exons: 1
Coding region: 1-1473 (490 amino acids)
Biological process (GO): trehalose catabolic process
Molecular function (GO): alpha,alpha-trehalase activity
Source: RefSeq, a predicted model, not a curated record